AUGAACGUAUUCAGCUCCUCGCCCGAGUUUUUAUCCCGAGAAAUGCAACAACUGAGCGAGCUGCGGUACUCGUGGGCCAGUGUACAGCAUCAGCGCGAAACACUACAGAGCAUAUACGAUGCUCACUCGGAACUCGUGAAGAGCGUUGCUAACAACUCGAUACGAUACUCGCCAGUCUUUCACCUGGAAGAUUUCUUUGAUCGAUAUGCCAACAUUGGUGGACCAGGAGGACAGUCGUUUAGUUUCGAUGCAGCCAACUUGAGUCUGGCCGAUGUAAUAGUGGACUUCACGACCGAUACAUAUCCUGGACACGAUUUGUAUGCGCCUCGACUCACUGGUCCUAGCAGUGGUAACGGCUCAUCACUCAGCAGGCCGAACCUCAAAAGGAAGAACACUGCUCCAUCAGGAAGGAAACGACCCGACAUCAAGAGUCUAUUAUCCAUCACCGGGAAUGGGAACUUCGGUACCGGCCUCCCUACACCAUCACAUCCACACACCGCAACAUUCCCCAUGUCCUCGUUAGGCGGCCUUCAACCAUCACCCGGGAUACCUCAGACCUCAUCAUUAGCACAACAACAUGACCUCCAACAUGAACGAGCGCAAUUCCACUCGAUGCUAGGCUCCCUAACUGACACCAACAUCGGGUCCUCAAACACCAACAACUUCUCCUCUCUCACCUCAAACCACAACAACAACACAAACAACCACCAACCACGCUCCCACUCCAUAGCUCUAGGCCAAGGCCAAGGCAUAUCCUCCCUCUCCAACCUCGCCCCAUCAGGCUUCAGUCCCCAACUAAAUUUCACCAACCUCCAACAACGUCCAUCUACUCCCGGCCCUAGCACCACCCAUCAUCACCAUUUCGACCCCAUGUUCGGCGACCUACCCACCAAUGCCUUUUCCAGCCCAGCGCCUUGGAAUCCAGACGACAACAACACUCCCGGACCUCAUAACCGAAACCCAGUCGGUGGUGGUAUCGGUGAUACAAAGGGUGAUGAAAAUAACAAGCCAACGCCAAGUGAUAUCGGAAGCACAGGUACAGAGGAAAAGGAUCCCUUUUUGAGUCUGCUGGAACAGUUGGCGGAGAAUGAAUCGUUAAUGGGAGGAGGAGGGGGGUUGGGGAGUGAGUUGGAUGGGCUGGAUUUCUUUCUUGGAACGGUGGGGAUGGGAGGGUUGGCGUCUGGGUCUGGCUCGGGGGGUGGGGUUAGUGCGGGAAGUGGAAGUGGAAGUGGAGGAGGUGGUGGUGGUGGUGGCGGUGGAUGA
Messenger RNA from Sordaria macrospora k-hell, 1263 nucleotides. RefSeq lists its product as uncharacterized. Gene Ontology annotation, molecular function: zinc ion binding; DNA-binding transcription factor activity, RNA polymerase II-specific; DNA binding. Gene Ontology annotation, cellular component: nucleus. The record is from RefSeq and is a predicted model, not a curated record. Lineage: Eukaryota; Fungi; Ascomycota; Sordariomycetes; Sordariales; Sordariaceae. Gene Ontology annotation, biological process: DNA-templated transcription; regulation of DNA-templated transcription.